GUGAGGUUUAGUCUAAACUUUCGUGGACUGAGUAAUGAAGCGGUUUUCUUUUCGUUCAUUGGUUGCCAAAAAGCGCCUCUGUAACCUAUAUGUCUAAUUUUAAAGUACAGGAGCUGUACUGCUGACGCGAAGAUUACUGGCAUCAAAAUUAUGUAUGACGAUUUUUACUUAUGUAGGUACAUAUUUAGCAUACCACGUGUCCUCCCCCCUCAAUAUACAAGCACUGGAGAACUGAGGCAACGCCCGUGCUUCGUCUCCACGGAGGACUUUUCUCGUAUAUCUGGAUUCAGUCGUAGAUGCGUUAGUUACUUGUUGGCGAGUUUCGUCAGCUAAUUUUGGUUGUAAGGCUGUCUACUCUCUCUUUUUUGUUAGCUAUCUUGUUCAUUUGGGUCUGCAAAAUUUUUCGACACGUCAAAAAGGGUUUCAUUUGUCUUGACUUUAAAAUUUUCGCUAAGUGCGUUGACUAUCUGAAAUCUUCAGAAUGACAGACACCGAAACAAGCCCCGCUGCCAACUGUGUGGAGAAGUUGAAGACCUAUAUAAGGACUCGAAAAGGAACUAUUCUCGCUGUGGAAACUGUCCUGAGCUUUAUUAUGCUUUUCUGCUAUGCAGCCUCUUACUAUGGAGGUUAUUCAGCAGUGCCUAUCUGCGGCAUGAUCUUUGCCAUCAUCUUCUUUGUCAUCUUCAUGAUGGAGCUGGACAAACAGCUUCUCUUCGUCAACUGGCUGUGGACGGACUUUAGCCGAGCUGCUAUUGGUGGACUGCUCUAUAUCAUCACCUCUCUGUUUUGCGUGGCUGGUGGAUCGGGCGACGGAGCUCGCAUCGCAGGCGGGGUUUUUGGCCUGAUCGCUGGCCUCCUGUUUGCUUAUGAUGCCUAUCUGAUAUUUAUGGACAUCAAGAACACUAGAGGGCGGUCAGCUGCUUCCACUGAUGACCGAGUUUGAAGAAAACAGAACAGCAGCAGUACUUUCUUGGAAACACUUGGAAAGGUUGACAAAGGGCUUUAACAAUGGCAAAAGAAAAAAAAUGUUAAGAAUGUCUAAGGUCUGUCACGGUAUGAUAAGACAACUGUUGUUGAACUGGGAAUGCUGUGUGACAUUGGUCUAAGCUAAGUGGCCACCAUAUACAGCUGAGGAUCCAGUGGUGAGCCUGUUGAGUAAAAACAAACAAACAAAUGAAUGAUUGAAUAAUUAGAGAAGCUGGCAUCUGUCAGUGUGCUCAAAGAGCUUCUCUGCAGAAAUUGUAGCUAUCAAAGCACUAUUGUUUCAAUGUUGCCAUAUAGGACCUGUUUACUGUCAGGAAGCGAUCAUAAGAAAUUCAGGAAAGAAUGAAUAAGUGACCAGAUUGACAAAACUAACUGAACGAGCUUUUGUGGCUGCUCUUCACAGACAUGGCCUUGUUUUUAUCAAGUAACUGAGAGAAUGACGCUUCAGUUCAGUUUAGGUUGGUGCUAUUUUCGUGUCUGUUAAUUGGGAGAAGUGUGCUUACAUUAGCAAGCAAAAUGUGUACAUUUUCAGGUACAGUAGAUAAUGUUAACUAAUAUUUGAUAACUAUUGAUUUGCUUUAAAUAAAGUUUCUAUGGUAGUAGGGAUGAGUUUUUAUAAUAAGUUAAUGUCUUGUUUAUAUGUUGCCAUAGUGAUCUCUUUAUUCAAAGACUCUGUUUAUGGUAGGUGGAAUAGUAAUAUUCAGAGUGAUUCAGUAUCAAAUUCAUAAAGGAAAUUAUGUAACAUUUUGUAUUUUGCCAUGUUUCUAAUCAGAUUUUUGCUCCACUGAAAAAAAAUGUUCAUGGAUCAAUUUUGUAUGGCUAUAUAUUUACAAAAAAACUACUCACUGAUUUUAAAUGUGUACUGUAACAGUUCUUUUCUAAAUGUGUGAUCUGCUCUAAUUAGUUUUUUAUGCUUGUUUUGACAGAUUUUUAUUUUCUUUAUUCAUUUAGCCCCAUUGUUUAAAGGAACCCCAAUACUUUGUGUGGAAACUUGUCCAUGAAGUUGGAUUAAACACCCUAGUUGUAUGUUUCUGAUUCGAGUGUGUAGUAAUAUUCAGUGCUUUCAGCACAGCAUAUUGGAAUUUUACAGCAAAAGUACUUUUACCUUUGCCAAUGCCAUGUCAUUGUGUAUCUUUGUCAAAAAUUACAAUCUCAGGAUAUAUCUUUUUAAAAAUAUUUUAGACCAAGUUUAUCGUUGAAAGAACACACUAGAAUGUAGUUCUGCAAUAUUUUAUUCAUUUGUCAUUUUUCUAAUGUCACUGUUAUUUUGGGGUUUUUACCUGUUCAAAUGCCAAAUAAAAAUCUGUUAACCAUGUCAAAAUAUGUGUGGUGGCAAUGAAUAAGAAAGGUAAACAAUCAGCUCUUUCAUAAUAAAAAGUUGCCAUCAUGGAAAAUGGUUGACGCAUAAAAGGUGAUGAGCUAAACGUAACUUUUCCCCCGUUUUUCUAUGACAUUGUAGUGAAUUGUAGUGAAAUGUCUAUUACCACAAACAAUAAUUCUAGCACAUCUUAGUGUACUUAUAGCGUAUUUUAUUUCACUUAUUGUAAGCGUGUUAUGCAACUGUUAAAUGGGGCCUAUAGUAAGUAUUCUAAAUAAAUGUAAAACAAGCUAUAACCCUGUAACAAUAACUGUUAAAACCAAAUACUAUACAUGUUAGAGAUCAUCUUAUUAAGACUUCAUAUGACAUUUUAUGCAGUUUAUAUUAUUGCUGUUGACGCGUCUGCUUUUGAUCAUAGGAGGACGCCCCACCCUUUUGAGUUUUGGCUACUCUCCAGGGUUCUUUCUCAUGCCCUUAAGGAGAUUUCCAUACAACUUUUGCCUUUGGGUUCUUCACUGGGGGCUUGGACUCACAUUUAUAAAACUGAUUUGUGACAAAGGCUGUUGUAAAAAGCACUAAAUAAAUAAAUGUUACUUGAUUAUUCUGUA
This is a messenger RNA of Electrophorus electricus (electric eel), 2910 nucleotides long. RefSeq names its product proteolipid protein 2b (gene plp2b). The record is from RefSeq and is a predicted model, not a curated record. Lineage: Eukaryota; Metazoa; Chordata; Actinopteri; Gymnotiformes; Gymnotidae. Gene Ontology annotation, cellular component: membrane.